Messenger RNA from Biomphalaria glabrata, 1209 nucleotides. RefSeq names its product cytochrome P450 2U1-like. Gene Ontology annotation, cellular component: intracellular membrane-bounded organelle; cytoplasm. Gene Ontology annotation, biological process: xenobiotic metabolic process. Gene Ontology annotation, molecular function: oxidoreductase activity, acting on paired donors, with incorporation or reduction of molecular oxygen, reduced flavin or flavoprotein as one donor, and incorporation of one atom of oxygen; iron ion binding; heme binding. The coding region runs from base 19 to 1176 and encodes 385 amino acids. The transcript has a single exon. Lineage: Eukaryota; Metazoa; Mollusca; Gastropoda; Planorbidae. The record is from RefSeq and is a predicted model, not a curated record.
CUUCCAAAUCGAGGCAUAAUGGCUGCUUCCGGUGACUGCUGGCGAGAGCAGCGAUCCGUCACCUUGUCCAUCGUGAGGACUUUCGGGAUGGGUAAAAAUAUAAUGGCCGAAAAGAUGCAGGAAGAGAUCGCCCUGUUCCUGAAAUUGCUCGAUAGCUACGGAGGUCAGCCGGUGGACAUUCGAGUGGACACAAACAUGAGCAUAUCAAACGUCAUACUGUCCAUACUGCUUGGUCAACGGUUCGAUUAUGAUGACCCCGUGUUUCAGAAACUCAUCACCCUCAUGAACAUUAGCAUCACCCACGUGAGCGGGACCAGCCUGCUAAACUUCAUGCCCUUCCUCAGGUACCUGCCAGGUGAUCUGUUCAACGCCAAGAAGGUCAGGGACUACGUCAAGGAAAUGAACGAGAUAUUAGGGGUCAGAUAUGUCAAGGACAAAGGUUACGACAACUACGACGAGGACAACAUUGACAACUUCAUCGCGGCCUACGUGAAAGAGAAAAACCGGAAGUUGAAAUCCGGGGAGCAGACGUUCCUGCACGACCAAGACCUUGUCAAGAUCAUUGUGGAGAUGUUUGGAGCUGGCAUGGAAACGACCAGCAGCACCAUCUUGUGGUGCAUCCUGUACACACUGCAUCACCCGCGUGUUCAAGACAAAAUUCACCAGGAGCUGGACGCUGCCAUUCUUGGAGACAGGCUGCCGAACAUUCAGGAUAAAACGAACCUCGUUUACCUCAACGCGGUCAUCAUGGAGACCCAACGCCUGGCCAGCACUGUCCCCUUGAGUGCACCUCACCUGUGCUCUGAGGACACAACUCUGAGAGGCUUCUUCAUCCCCAAAGGUACAUGCAUCCUCCCAAACCUCGACUCUGUACUGCUGGAUGAAAAAAUCUGGGGAGUUGACGCUAAAGACUUCCGGCCAGAGAGAUUCAUCGACAACAAUGGCUGCCUUCUCCACCCUGAAGAACUAAUACCUUUCUCUAUAGGCAGACGUCUAUGCCUUGGCGAAUCCAUCGCCAAAAUGGAAUUAUUCCUUUAUCUGUCUUCCUUAUUUCAGAGGUAUACGUUCAGACCAGAAAUUCAAGGUUUCCCGCCAAAAAUGACAGACAUUUUCGGGAUAGUAGCUGUACCGGGCGCGUACAAAGUGAGAAUGCUGAAGAGACAGAAAAAACAGUAAGAUAUGAUUCACAUUUCUAGACCAAGAAGUGAA